Molecule: messenger RNA, 876 nt
Organism: Kluyveromyces marxianus DMKU3-1042
Lineage: Eukaryota; Fungi; Ascomycota; Saccharomycetes; Saccharomycetales; Saccharomycetaceae
Gene: MUD1
Product: Mud1p
Exons: 1
Coding region: 1-876 (291 amino acids)
Biological process (GO): mRNA splicing, via spliceosome
Cellular component (GO): U1 snRNP
Molecular function (GO): U1 snRNA binding
Source: RefSeq, a predicted model, not a curated record
AUGGUCAAUACGCUAUACUUGUCUAACCUUCCGCCUAGACCCGAUUCUUUUAACAAAUUUAAGGAUAUACUUUUAUCCACUAUUAAUCCUUCUUAUCGUGCAGGAGAUUCAGAUUCCAGGUUCAGUUUAAAGGACGCACCGAAUAAAGAUAGAGUACCAUGCAUUGAUGAUAGUUAUCAGAUUGUGGAAAUCUCAAGGUACCGCUCAAGGAAAUUGAAGCGAUCAUGUUUUAUUACAUUUAAAGAUACGGAAAACCGUGAUAGAUUCAUAAAAGAUUUUAAAGACAAGCUGAAAGUUCGUGGCAGAAAGGUGCAAAUAGAGGUUGCAAAACACGAAUCAUAUGCCGAGUUAUACUUCAAUGGAGAACUUGAACAGCUAAAACGUGAGGUUCAAGCUAAAAAAGUUAACAAAGAGGUAAGUAAAGGCAAUGCGAUCGUCCCAGCUACUAAGCUGAAUAGACGACUCAGAAGAGCUAGAAGUAAACUAAGGAAGAAAAACUUGGACGAGGAGACUAUAAGACGUUUGCUUGACGGCCAAAAGCGUCCUGGACAGGCUAAAUCAUCCGGAAAUACUGCUGAAGGAAAGGGUAAAACGAACGAUGUUAAGAAAGCGUCUGCUAAGAAAGUGGUCGAAAUUAUCAGUAAUCCACCUCACAAUAUCCUAUUAGUACAGAAUUUACCAAAGGAUAUUACUCAAGGUGAACUAGAGGAACUUUUCCAAUCGUCUGGAUUCAAAGAAGUACGCUUGGUUGGCGUUAGAAACCUAUGUUUUGUCGAAUACAAUUCUAGUGAAAAUGCCACUAAUGUAAUAAACCGUCUGGGACACGAGUACUCCCUGAAGGACUCCAUUAUUAAGAUUGGAUAUGCCAAGAAAUAG